AUGGUAAAGAUUAAUAUAAAGUGGGGAAAAGAAAAGUAUGAGGUUGAUGUAGAUCCAUCACAGCCAGUCAGUGUAUUAAAGAGUCAGAUUUACUCUUUAACUCAAGUACCUGUUGAUAGACAAAAGAUUAUGGGAUUUAAAGGAGGUAUUUUAAAGGAUGAAACACAAUGGAAAGAUGUUGAUUUAGUUGAAGGAAAGAAUGUAAUGAUGAUGGGAUCGGCAGCUGAAUUGGAGAAACCAAAGGAACCUGUAAAAUUUAUUGAAGAUCUACCAGAGGAAACUCAGAAUACAAUUAUGAAUGACAUGCCAACCGGUCUUGCCAAUCUUGGAAAUACAUGUUAUCUCAACUCGACACUACAAACACUCAAAGCCGUACCAGAACUUGUCAAAUCCAUUCAAACCUACAAACAACCAAGCAACCCAUCAAUGUAUGCCAGUCUUGUAAAAGCAUCUCAAGUUUUAUUCAAUGAACUCACCAAAUCAAAUCUACCAAUGUCAACCAUUUUAUUCUUAUCAACAUUUAGAAGAAUGUUUCCACAAUUUGCUGAAGAAAAAGGUGGACAUUUCUUACAACAAGAUGCAGAGGAAGCAAUGUCACAAUUGUUGACUGCUUUCUCAUAUGAGUUGGCAGCACCAGGACAGACACUCAAUCCAAAUGAUCAUGACCAUGAAAAGUCGAUCAUCAACAAGUUGUUUGGUAUUGAGACGAUCGAUACUAUGACCUGUAAGGACAAUCCAUCGGAAGAUCCUACCAACAAGAUAGAGACACUCUUAAAGUUGGCCUGUAAUAUCAAUAUUGAAACAUCGUACUUGCACGAAGGACUCAAACGUGGUUUGGAAGAGGAGAUCACCAAAAAGUCACCGACUUUGAAUCGUGAAGCCGUCUACCUCAAGAAGACUGCCAUCUCCAAACUUCCACCCUAUCUUUUCGUACAAUUCGUUAGAUUCCACUGGAAGAAAGAUGUCAAAGAGUCACGUGAUUCCGCCACUGUCGGUGUCAAAGCCAAGAUUAUCAGACCCGUUCAAUUCCCUUUCAUGCUCGAUGUUCAAGACAUGUGCACACCGGAACUCAAAGAGAAGCUGGCCGUCAAGCGUAAGAUCAUCGAGGAUCAAUUCAACCAGUCGUUGGAACGCAAGAGAAAGCCACUCGACGAUCAAGAGAUGUCCGACGUCAGCAAACCACCCGAAAAGAAACCAGACAACAAAUCAACCAGCGCUACCAGUGAUGUAUCGCUCGAUAUCAAACCAAACGAUACCGGUAAAUAUGAGUUGAGUGCAGUACUUACUCAUCAAGGUCGUUAUGCUGACUCUGGUCAUUACGUUGCAUGGGUAAAGAAGGCUGACAAUCAAUGGUAUCAAUUCAACGAUAAUAUAGUUACACUACACACUGACGAAGAUAUCAAGAAGCUCUAUGGUGGUACUGGUGAUUGGCAUAUGUCAUAUAUUUUACUUUACAAGAGUGUAAAUGUUGAAGAGCCAACAGCAGCAACUGAAGAAUCAUCAAGUUCAACUACUACUACAACAACAACAACAAAAUAA
This is a messenger RNA of Heterostelium album PN500, 1539 nucleotides long. RefSeq names its product ubiquitin domain-containing protein (gene usp14). The coding region runs from base 1 to 1539 and encodes 512 amino acids. Gene Ontology annotation, biological process: regulation of proteasomal protein catabolic process; proteasome-mediated ubiquitin-dependent protein catabolic process; protein deubiquitination. Lineage: Eukaryota; Evosea; Eumycetozoa; Acytosteliales; Acytosteliaceae. Gene Ontology annotation, molecular function: proteasome binding; cysteine-type deubiquitinase activity; protein binding. The transcript has 3 exons. The record is from RefSeq and is a predicted model, not a curated record.